AAUGCAGACGAUAAAUUUAUACGCUCCAGAUAAUUACAUUCAUUUGCAAAGUUUCAGAAAAGUGCCUGCAACUGGAAGACUAAAUAUUGCAAGUGUUGCUCAGAGUUUGGCAAUUAUGUAUUCGUCUUUGACACACAGCCAUUAUUGCAGUGGCAAUAACAUCGAUUGCUCAUCUAUACCACAUCCUACUCCACUAAGAUUAACUGACGCAAGUCCUGGAUUCGGAACGCACGCAUCUCCUUAUAUUGCGUCGCUAGGCUUCGAUUUGAGCUUAAAUCAUCCAGCCGGUUAUAUUUCGUCAACUAGGCCUAACUUCUACUCACCAGGCCAUCCUAGCUUCCACCGUAUUCCGCUGACCAGUACUGCUUAUCUGAACCCAUCAGAUAUUUGGUUUCCUUUUGCAGCAAGUCACCAUGAUCUUUACAAGAUUGUGCGGCCACCAUAUUCGUAUUCGGCUCUCAUCGCCAUGUCGAUCCAGUCUGCAAAAGACAAGAAGAUUACACUAAGUGGAAUUUACCGAUUCGUUUCUGAACAUUUUCCAUUUUACAAGAAAAGUAAAACCGGUUGGCAAAAUUCCAUACGUCACAACUUGUCUCUGAAUGACUGUUUCGUCAAAGUUCCACGAGCCGACGGAGAUCCCGGAAAAGGAAACUAUUGGACGCUAGACCCAGACUGUGAGAAAAUGUUCGACAACGGUAAUUUCCGUCGCAAAAGAAAACGUCGGUCAGAAAACACGUCGCUGACGACAAACACAUCUGGCACAUCGUCACCGUCUGCUGUGAAAUACACAAACACUAACAAUAUCAACCGACCAACAGCACUAGCUGGCCGCUCUGACAUUCUGUCAACAUCUCCACUAAUGUCAGGGGAUUUAUGUUGUACGCGUGUCAGCGCAGAGGACGCACAAUGUGCUAUAUCUGGUGAUUUUCUAUCACAUACUCAUCACAGAAUUGGUGGGCAUUUGUCAAACUUUACUCCGGUACCACCUCUUAACUACCAGUAUGCACCUCGUAACAACUCCGAUUGCGACUUUGAACAUCUGAAAAAGCAAGAUAACACUUCGAAGGUGACAUUACCUCUUAGUUUCAGUGUGCAAAGCAUAAUUGGAGAAAACCUCGACAACUGAGAAUCGUUAACGUGAACACUUUAGCCUACUUAAAACGAUGACAUAUUUGUAUUUCAUUUACACAAGCUUUGAACAGAUUUGUGAAUAGACCAACUAAAUUUUGAAAAGCUGGAAACGCCAAAAAUGUAUUUAUUAACUUUGUGUUCAAUCGUUAAUUUACGAGUGAUUUCCAAUGCAUAAAAGUAGUAACCCGAACGAUAGGUCUACAUUUUAUAAGACUUGUUUGACGGAACCAUGAUGUAUAAAAUUUAUUUUAUCCAUGAACCAAUAGUAGUCAGUGGUCAGUGGCGAAGCUCCAGGGCCCCAGACCAAUGGGGCCCCCGGGGUGUGUGAAAUUAAAAGUUGAGCCCCAACGUUUCACCCCGGGUCCCACGACUUGUCGCUGCGCCACUGAUAGUAGGACUAAGUGUGCCUGAAUGUGCUUGACAAGAACCUGUUGCAUCUUUAAAAUGUUGGAUUAGGAAUAAGAGGUUUGAUUUAGUAACUGUACUGACUUGCAGUGUCGAGUGUUAGAAUUUCCAGUAAAUUUGUUUUGUAUUAUUCUUAAAUUGAUUACCUUGACGUGAUAUUCGUUAUUUUUUAUAUUUAUUUAGGCACAAAGACUAGGAUUUCAAAUAAUAAUAAUUACAUCUUAAGUAUUAUUACGGUACUGGAAUAACGCAUACACACAUGAUGCUCUAGGCUUACAUAAAUUGUAUCUUGUUAUGAGGGUUAUUUGGGUGGGGGUGGAUUUGUUUUGGCCAUGAGAAGAAAUCCUUCACAUGAGCCAGGGCUCUGAGAUUGGAAGGCACUCCGGCACCUUAAUAAGCUACAGCAAUGUUUCACGUGACAUUUAGAAGGUUUAAUCGUGGACCUAUCAUUUUUUUUCAUUUCAUUGUACUUUAAAAUAAUUCACUAUAUACAGCGAUUUAUCCUCUAAAUUUUUAAAAUUGAAUAUAAAGGGCCUACUUAUGUUUACUUAAAUUGAAAUUAUUAUAGGCAUGUUUCUGCUCAUUGUUUUUAUUUUAAUGAAUAUUUUAUCCUCUAUAGGUCAGGCCCGGUGGGCCGGGUCUAUUUAUGUCUCAUCAUUUAUCAAUGGAUUUUGAAAUUUACAAGAACAUUUUUACACCUGCAUCAUCAAGAAGAUUUUUUGUUUGUUGCUUGAA
Anneissia japonica is the source of this 2271-nucleotide messenger RNA. RefSeq names its product forkhead box protein I1c-like. Bases 2 to 1126 code for a protein of 374 amino acids. The transcript has a single exon. Gene Ontology annotation, molecular function: DNA-binding transcription factor activity, RNA polymerase II-specific; RNA polymerase II cis-regulatory region sequence-specific DNA binding. NCBI's taxonomy places the organism in Eukaryota, Metazoa, Echinodermata, Crinoidea, Comatulida, Comatulidae. Gene Ontology annotation, biological process: regulation of transcription by RNA polymerase II; cell differentiation; anatomical structure morphogenesis. The record is from RefSeq and is a predicted model, not a curated record.